Molecule: messenger RNA, 555 nt
Organism: Neurospora hispaniola
Lineage: Eukaryota; Fungi; Ascomycota; Sordariomycetes; Sordariales; Sordariaceae
Product: Fcf1-domain-containing protein
Exons: 3
Coding region: 1-555 (184 amino acids)
Cellular component (GO): nucleolus; small-subunit processome
Source: RefSeq, a predicted model, not a curated record
AUGUGUGUCAAGCGCAUGAUCGGCAAGAACGAUGAGCGCCGCAAGACCGAGGUCCAGAAGAAGCAAGAGUUGGAGUUGCAAAAGAAGAAGGAGGCCGCCGUCCGAGAGAUCCCCCAGAUGCCUUCGUCCAUGUUCUUCCAGCACAACGAGGCCCUUGUGCCUCCCUACAACGUCCUCGUCGAUACCAACUUCCUCUCCCGAACCGUCGGCGCCAAGCUCCCCCUCAUGGAGUCCGCCAUGGACUGCCUCUUUGCUUCGGUCAACAUCAUCAUCACAUCAUGCGUCAUGGCCGAGUUGGAGAAGCUCGGUCCCAAGUACCGCGUUGCCCUGAUGAUUGCCCGUGACGAGCGGUGGACCCGUCUCACUUGCGACCACAAGGGAACGUACGCCGAUGACUGCAUUGUCGAGCGUAUCCAGAAGCACAGGAUAUACAUCGUUGCUACCAACGAUAGAGACUUGAAGAGGAGAAUCCGCAAGGUCCCUGGUGUGCCCAUCAUGUCUUGCGGCAAGGGCAAGUACGCCAUCGAGAGACUCCCUGGUGCUCCUGCCUCGUAA